This is a messenger RNA of Pieris macdunnoughi, 1464 nucleotides long. Lineage: Eukaryota; Metazoa; Arthropoda; Insecta; Lepidoptera; Pieridae. The record is from the annotation of a GenBank genome assembly.
AUGUUUGAAUCAACUAAAGCAUCGACUACUGAGGUACAAACUAUAACAUCAAGGAAAAGGAAAAAGACAAAUGCACAAAGAUGUAGAGAAUAUCGUGAGAGAAAGAAAUUACAAAAUACAAUGAUACAAAACAUAACUGCAGAGAGAUCAGAUGAAUGUAGUGAGACUGAUCAAUUACCAGCCAAAAAACCUAAAACUGAUGCAGAAAGAAGAAAUAAAUAUUAUGAAGCGCAGAAAUUGAAGAAACAAAAAAGUAAAAAAAUACCUAAAACUGAUAAACAGAGAAAUAAAGGAUGUUACGAUAGGAAAAAGAAAUUUCAGGCUUUAAACACUUUAAAUCAACAUUCAGAUGUAGUCAAUGACUUGCAAAAUUUCAUACAUUUACAUCUUCGAGACGUACAUUUCACACCAUUAAUUCAAGUUGAAGAAAUGAAUAUUAAUAAUAUAGCAGAAAAUCAACGUACAGAAAAAAUAGCUUCCCUAACAUCCUCCGAUGAUAAACUUAGUGGAGAUGAUAACGAUGAACAUGAUGCUGAUAUUGCUACUUUCAACGUAGGAAUGAACGACAUUAAUGAUACAGUUCCAAAAUAUACAAAAUAUUAUGAAGAAAUCCAUGGUCAUCUGCAAUUUUAUAAUAUAUUCAAAAAAAAAUCUUUUGGUCAUUCUUGUGCUGUUUGCGAUAGACUUUGGUGGAAAAAUGACUUAAAAAGUACUACUGGCGUACAUGAUGAUAUUCUACAAUUGAUAUUGCUGAAUUACGUACGUGGUACUACUGUUCAAGUAUGCUCUACGUGUAAGAAGGCUAUGGAUAAAGGAAAAAUUCCACUACAUUUGCCAAAAUUUAAUCUUAUUGAGCAGCGACUUGUAUCACCGAGAAUUCCCUUCAUGCAAAUAAGGAGACUUAGACAUGUUAACGGUCAAUAUGGCAUUAACGGACAAAUUAUUAAUGUUCCUGUAGAAGUUAAUACAAUGGUGAACCAAUUGCCAAGACAUAUUGAAGAUGAUCACUGUUUUUAUGUCCACAUUAAGAAGAAAUUAAUCCACAAAACUAGUUAUGUUCAUGGACUUAUUAAUAAAGGACACAUUAAACAAUGGUUAGAUUAUCUAGUAACAACUCCACUUUAUAUUCAUGAAAAUAUAACAAUAAACGAAGCAAAUCUAAAUUCUUAUCAAAUUGAUGCAGAAAUAGAAAUGGAUAAUAUUAGUGAACAUGUUCAAAUGGAAGAUAAUGUCACAGCUCAACAACAAACUCUUAUGUGGGACGAGAAUAAAAUGUUGCACAUGGCACCAGGCGAAAAAAGCGUUCCACGUAGUAUUUUGUUUGAUAAAUAUGCCGAAGAGCUUUCAUUUCCAACUAUUUACGGUGGAAAAUUUCGAACGUAUAAAGAUGGAUGCAAUGUUACUUCAUUUAUGCAAGCUACCGGUGAACUUAGGAGUACAGAUCGCCGUGCUACUGACCCAUAA